UGAGCCCUGUUGUGAGUGCUGUUGUUUUUAUGAAAAAAAUGUUAGAAUUCUAUACGAAUAUUAAUUCGGGAUUGAUGCAGGAAGCGAUGCAGCCACCGCUCUCGUGUUCCGGAAGAGCAGAACUAAACCCUAGCAUAAAACGAGAAAAGAUCGUUGAAAUAUGCGAAGGCUGUGGCCAGAAGAUCCAGGACCGCUACCUCAUGAGGGUUGGGGAACUAUCUUGGCACGAGCAAUGUCUCAGCUGCUGUGUUUGCGGUUGUCCACUUGCUCACACCUGCUACACUAGAAAUUCCAAACUCUACUGCAAGCCAGAUUAUGACAGAUUAUUUGGCAUCAAAUGCACAAGAUGUGGGGACAGACUUCUACCUCAAGAAAUGGUUAUGCGAGCACAGCAGUACGUUUUUCAUAUCCAGUGCUUUGUGUGUGUUAUGUGCUGCCAGCCUCUCCAGAAAGGCGAACAGUACGUUAUCAGGGCGGGUCAAAUAUUCUGCAGGCAGGAUUUUGAAAAAGAAAUGUAUUUGAUGCAGCACGCUGAAGACGAUAUGAUUAUAGAUGAUUCUGAUAGACCACGCGAUGGGCGACGGGGCCCUAAACGUCCAAGAACAAUCCUGACGUCUGCGCAGAGAAGACAAUUUAAGGCGUCUUUUGAAGUCAGUCCGAAACCCUGCCGCAAGGUUCGCGAGGCACUGGCAAAAGACACUGGCCUUAGUGUUCGAGUUGUGCAAGUAUGGUUCCAGAACCAAAGAGCUAAAAUGAAAAAGAUACAGCGUAAAGCCAAACAAGAAGGUGAUAAGGGUGUGGAUAAAGAAAAGGAAAAGGAUGAAAAGAGCAUAAAACAAGAAUCGCCUUCAAGUGAUCAUGGAAAUUAUUUAGGUCUCGACGCAUCUUAUUCAGCUUCCAGCCAGCCCCUGAAUCCUAAUCUGCCAUAUUCACCAGAUGAUUACCCGGCGCAUUCCGGAGACAGCUUCUGCAGUUCGGACAUAUCUCUUGAUGGCAGUAACUUCGAUCAACUGGACGAGGGCGCUUCGGACACAAUGAGCCUACAAAACCUGGAAGUUGCCCAUCACGCUCACAACCAUGGAAAUCAUGAACCUCUUAACUUAGGCACUGGUGCCGUAGUAAAUCCAAUAGAUAAGCUUUACCUAAUGCAAAACUCUUACUUUAGUACGGAACAUUGAUUAAGCCAGAGACGCGUAGCCCGGAGUAAGGCUGGGUUGCGCCUCGGUCAGAACUCUAGAGCCCUUACAGUUAAGUCUACAUCAACAGCAACGAGUCACACAACAACAAACACUAACUCUUUUAGUUCGUAUUUCGAUUUUACAACUUAUUCUGUGUCCUAAUUAUUAUUAAUAGGUAUAGAACCAUGAAAGAAGGCGCGCCAAUAUUCAAAUUCAAAUCAAAUAAAUUGCACUCCUAUUCCACCUAUAUGCGUGUGCUAUAUUGAAUUAGUUGAUCUGAAAGAAGAGAAGUCACGCCUUUAAAGUUGGUAAUAUCUUAAAACUAUAACAUACACUUGGAUUGGCUGAUAGGUGGUUACUGACAGGUAAUACACAACUUGAGGUUACAUUUAAAUUACAAGUCAUACAUCUCUUUCCUAUAUCCCAAUAUACAAAAACAAAAUUGAAUGCAUUUGAAUGUAAAAAUGUUUAAUAGACGUCUAUGUAUAGUGUAUGUAUGUAAAUAGUUUGGAUUUGUUGUAACAAUAUAUAUUAAGUCGAUAUUGUAAUAUGUGUCUAUAUAAGUAGUAUUGUAAAAGAUAUAAAUAUUUCCAAAGUGAAUCCAAAGGCUAUAUAACGUUUUGUUUUAACAUUUUACGAAACUAUGUUUCGAUCUUAUUACUUAAAACGAAGAACUAUUCAUAAGAAUGUAGCAAUCAAUUUAUGUGCAAAUUAUUAAAUACUGACUAGUCAUUCGUAACUUUUAUGGCCACGCUGGCCUAAGAUAGAAAACGGCCACAUUCUUUUUUAAUACAUAAUUUAAGAGUAAAAUUGAUAAUAUAUAUAUUUAAUUGUAAAUAAAAUAUUGUACACUAAGCAUUGCGAUGCGACACUUUUGUGAUCAUAUAUAAAAUAAUCGUUGUUGUUAAAAAAGUUUUCAAAACUGACAUACUUCAAAACAUUGCCAAAUUUAAAUAAUACCUUUUUUAGUUUUAAUUUUUUAGGUUUUUGGGGUAUCUUUCCGUCAUUAUGUGUUUUAAAACACUACUACUAUCGCAUUAUUAAAAACCUUAGGUUUUUGGAUAACCUUAUCUAUAUGGAUUAUCCAAUAAAACAAAUUAUCAAAGCAAUAUGUUGAUAGUUCAAUAAGUAAAUGUUUUGUUCAUUUAGAAUAUUAAUAAUUAGCAACAGAUAGUUUUGCACGAGUCACUUAGUAUAUUUUUACAAUUAUCAAGUGAAAUUGAAACAUUAGAAAGAAGAUCUGUUUACGAAACUCAAAUAUCAAUUAUGCAAUAUAAAAAAGUGAAUACAAUAAGCCUCUUGACCAUGCCAUCUCCGUCACACACUCUGAACUUCGUCAAGAAUAUACUUACACAUAAAUACCUCACAGUGAAAUCCGAACCAUGCACAUGAACAUAAUAUUAUCAGAUUUCUACUCACACAGAACUCGCCAUGCAAUCUUGUUGAAUCCAUUGCAUUCACCAAUAUUCUAAUCCUUUAAGUAAAGAUUGUUAAGUAAUCCAAUCAAUAAAUUUAGCCACGCCUUACAUCUUUCUCCACAUUGUUAGUUAUUUGUAAGAUAGGUCAUAUCAUAUAUUAUUUGAUAAGUAAUACUUGUUUUAGUACCCAAAUUAAUAUACCUACGGUUUGGGUACACUAUACUUACUAAUACCAUCAUCGCUAUAGGGCAUGAUGUAUAUCUCAGUUUAUAUCUUUAGUUUUUUUUUCGGUGGUAGUUUAUUAAUAUUAAAAAUCCCUAAAGCGUCUGAAUACGGCGUCCAAUGACUUCUUCCUGAGGACGUCUAUCUAGUAUCAGCAGAACGUCUAAAUAUUUGAAAUUGGAAGUGUGAAAUAGAUGUAUAGAAGUAUAGUUUAGUAAAUAAGUACCUAUGUUUAUUUCACUAGUACUUUCGAAUGUUUAAAAGUAAUAAAUAAGGGAUAAAACAA
This is a messenger RNA of Leptidea sinapis, 3104 nucleotides long. It is a transcript of the gene Lmx1a, whose product is annotated as LIM homeobox transcription factor 1-beta. Gene Ontology annotation, molecular function: RNA polymerase II transcription regulatory region sequence-specific DNA binding; DNA-binding transcription factor activity, RNA polymerase II-specific. Gene Ontology annotation, biological process: regulation of transcription by RNA polymerase II; neuron differentiation. Lineage: Eukaryota; Metazoa; Arthropoda; Insecta; Lepidoptera; Pieridae. The transcript is spliced from 4 exons. The record is from RefSeq and is a predicted model, not a curated record. The coding region runs from base 30 to 1178 and encodes 382 amino acids. Gene Ontology annotation, cellular component: nucleus.